CGAAUAGGCACGAGAUUGUUGUUUGCAUAGUAACCGUCUUAGCAACGUUGCUGUGUGUGUUGAAAAGUACCACAACAUCUCAUGUAAACAUAAGAAGUAGCAUUUAAUCACACAGUAAACAUGGAAGGUUUGCCUUUUCUACCUGGAAACACUUUCUCAGACCCAACGAGAUCUAAAUAUCACAGGAGUCACUCGUUGAACUAUAAAAAUGGUUAUGCGCUUCCAACACACCCGACUGUAGGCAUCGGUGGCGAGCCGUUGAUCUACAAUCAGCUGUCUGAACAGGAACUUGAUGAGUUGGCCAACUUCAACCCCACUCUGACAUACGGCCAGGCCAAGCAGGCCCCACCGGAAGAUUUUGUGCCGGGUCAUGUUGCUUGGGACAAGAAGGUGUUACGCUACAAUGCCUACUUCAAACAGACUGUCCACGAGUCGAAAGACGAGUAUUUCAGAGUCCGCCCAGUGGAUAUUUUCUACUACCUUGAAGACGACAGCAUUGCAGUUAUUGAACCCCAUGUAGAAAACAGUGGCAUGCCUCAAGGCAAGCUAAUCAAGCGACAGCGCCUGCCUAAGAAUGACCAGGGCGACCACUGGCACUGGAAGGACCUCAACAACGGGGUCAACGUCACCUUCUACGGGAAGGUGUUCCAUAUCGUCAACAUGGACCAAUUCACUAGCAAUUUCCUGGAUAGCGAAGGUAUAAUCGUAAACCCGAGCGAAGGCCUGCCAACUGACCCCUACAUAGAGCGACGCAAGAACGCAGCGGCUCUGAGGACCUUCACCACGCCGUCAUCCUUCGACAAACAGAAACAAUUCCUUGAGCUUGACAGAAAAGUGCUCCGCUUUUAUUGUGUUUGGGAUGACCGGGAUAACAUGUUCGGAGAGAUGCGUCCGUUUGUUAUACAUUAUUUCCUUGUGGAUGACACUCUGGAGGUACGAGAGGUGCACACGGCCAACGACGGUCGCGACCCGUUCCCUGUGUUGAUUGGUAGACACAAGGUGCCCAAGGACAGGUACAAUGUAGACACGUCCUUCCCGGCGGUCGUGAUGGAACUCUCGUCUCAUGAGAUCAAGCAGUACUUCACGCCAAAAGAUUUCCGUGUGGGCGACACUGUCAUGGUCUAUGGUCGUCGCUUCCUCAUCUACGACUGCGACAACUUCACGAAGAGUUUCUACUACCACACAUUUGGAGUCACAGAGUUCCAGACAGUGGAUGUGAAACAGAAGCUGAAAGAUCUGCCCAAGAUGGAAAUCCCACCAUUCAAUCAGUUUGGAUCCCUGGAAGACUCUCUGCAGAGUUGUCUGUCCCUGAUUCCCCAGCCCCCGAAGAAAGACUUCAUUAAGAUGCUGGAGAAUGACCACAGGGUUCUACGAUUUGAGGGCAUGAUGGAUUCUGUUAGACCUGAGGACAAGGGUCGCAGGUUCAUCAUUUCAUAUCGACUAGCAGACGACAUGAUGACAAUCUACGAGCCCCCGGUCAGGAAUUCUGGAAUCAUUGGUGGAAAAUUCCUUGAACGUACCCGUGUUGCGAAACCCAACUGCCCACCUGACCAGCCAGUUUUCUACGGGCCCCAGGAUUUCUACAUCGGGGCGGUCAUUGAAGUUUUCCGCCAUCGUUUCGUGAUAACAAAUGCUGAUGAAUACGUCCUCAAAUUCAUGGAAGAGCACAAAGAUCAGUUCCCAAGCAGCACUGUUGAGUCCUUGAGACAGAGGUUAGCUGAGGGAUCACUCAUGCGUGAAACAGUGAAAGGCGCACCAAUGAAAGUGAAGAGAACUGAGGGAGACCUAGCCACCUUAGUGCAACAAGUUCGUGCUCAGCUGAAGAAAAUCGCGAUCACAGACAAAACGCGAGUCGACGAGAUGUUUUUGCGCUACAACAGCAACAGGACUGGCGCCAUCGACGCACUGAACAUGCGGGAUCUGUGCCGACGUCUACAGCUGCCUGCGGAUGAUGAUGUCAUUAAUGCUCUUGUUGCAGAAUGCACAGACAACCCUGAAGGGAAGAUAAGCCUGGAGGAUUUUAGAAGAUUUGUGGAAAGUUCAUGAAUCAUCUCCCUUGAAAAGACUUUUUAUUUUUACAAUUUACAAAUAAUGUUUUUUCCUCAGAAUAUGUAUUAAAAUGUAUGCUUGAUAUAAAAGAAAAGCUGAUCUGGUUGUUUUAUUAUUGAAGAUUAUUAAAGCUUUGUGAAGCUUUAAUACAAAAACAAUUAGACAAAAUGUUAUUAAUGUGUACUAGGGUUUUAAUUAAACAAACUUUAACUCUAAACCUUACAUUGCAAUGCAUCAAGAAAUCCUGUUAAAUGGUAAAAUAACUUAAUUUGGGGACUUUGAUUUGCAACAUUACUGCCAGAUGCAUUUGUUGUUUUAUUGCAUUAUAUUCCGGGACUGUGUGUCUCCAUACAUGACUUUUUGUAUUUUAUUUGCUUUGUUAAUUUCAAAACAUAAUGAAAAUAUUUUUCUCGCAUCUUUAUAAAAAGGACCAUAAAGUUGUGUGUACUUGUACAUUUUGAAUGUGCUUUAUUUCAAAAUAAUAUAAGGUAAUUUAAAACCAA
This is a messenger RNA of Dreissena polymorpha, 2552 nucleotides long. Its product is annotated as EF-hand domain-containing protein 1-like. NCBI's taxonomy places the organism in Eukaryota, Metazoa, Mollusca, Bivalvia, Myida, Dreissenidae. The transcript has 12 exons. Gene Ontology annotation, biological process: cilium-dependent cell motility; mitotic spindle organization; mitotic cytokinesis. Bases 121 to 2046 code for a protein of 641 amino acids. Gene Ontology annotation, cellular component: axoneme; mitotic spindle. The record is from RefSeq and is a predicted model, not a curated record. Gene Ontology annotation, molecular function: alpha-tubulin binding; calcium ion binding.